UUUCCCGCCCCAAACAAGAGAAUGAAGGACUAUUCACAAAUCAAGAGUUUCAUUUAUGGGGAAAUAGAAAGUUAAGCAGGGACGUAUUUAAAACCACAACCGAUCAGGACUGCGAGCUCAGACGACGGCAGAAGGAUUCCACACCAAUACUGAACUGUAGUCUUAACAGGUCGACCAUGUCGGAAAGUCAUCUGAUGGGCUUUUUAGUCCUUCUAUCAAUCCUUCCUACUGCAUCAACUAUUGGAAUUCUCAAAUCAAUCAACGACCUGAAGAAAAUCCCCUUCGGCCAAUCGGUGCCCCAGCACAGCCUUGCGUUGCUCCACUGGUUUGCCAACACAAUAGAAAUAGACAACAACGACUUGAUAGAGCUGACUUUUGUACCAAACCAUGGAGACUAUGGCACUCAUCGCUAUAGAAACGUUGAUGGAGUCCUGGAUCCACUGCCACCCGGCCAGCAGUACUACACCCUCGGCAACAUCAACCCCAUGAUCAACAAUAACAGAAUCUCUUUGCCCUCUUAUGUCACCGGUCAGCGAAACCAUCUGUUGGGGAGGGAGGAACUCAACAGGGCCCGCAUCAUAUUCUCGCUCUUGGACCAGGACAUCAUCGACCAGGUGUUCAUCACACAGCACUACCAUGCCAGUCAGGGUCAGGGGACUGUGUAUGACCCAGUGCACACCUACCAGAUCAGCAUCAACCUCUUGAGGGAGCUCAGAGAAUUCUCCAUGGACCAAAAUCAACAGUCCGAGCUGUCAGAGAUCGGAACCAACUUCAGUAGCGCCAUCAACAACGUCGAACUUUUGUCCAUAAGAAACACGUGGGGCCAGCUGGCGUGUGUCGGACUGCUGUUGUUCAUCGUGAUCACUGAGAGGAAUUUGCCUUGCAGACCCAACAGAGGUCGAGAAACGAAGCGUCCUCCCAAACAAAACAUUGGAGAACCGAGGCGUCCUCCGAAACGUAACAAUGGAACAAGCGCAACGCCGUACAUAUCUUUGAAUAUUCCCGAAAACGACUACCACCAUAGGCAACUCGAUCAGGUCAGGCACAAUGAUCAAUGUUGCCCUACAGCCUGCAAGAUAUGUGUAGGAAUAAUAAUAACAAUAAUAAUAAUAAUAGCAAUAACCAUAAUAGCAAUAAUAAUAUACAAGUCCAGAACUUAAAGCAUAGGGCACCUUUCCAAAGUAGAUUACAAAGUGGAUGACAGAAUAGAAUGAAACCAGACUAGGAGAAUAGAAUAGCUGAAACACAAAGUACCGAAUAAAUAAGAUACAGAAUACAUACAAUCAUUGACACAAUAAAGAUAAACAUUUGGAGAUGUAGUGGGGUGCUAGACCCUGCCUAGCUCUAAAGGUGAAGAGUAUAGUAGAGGUGAGAGCUGGCCCCCAUGGGAAGGUCAAGGUUCCCUGGAGUGGAGUUCCACGCCAUACCCUACAGGGAGGAGUGAUGUCAGUGCUCUACAAGAACCACCGGGACACCAGUGGGAUCCUUCACUAGAGUACUGGGCCACACUGGGGAACCUUUGAAACAUCGGUUCCACUAAACAAACGCCAUCGGGUCAGGCUCCACAAAGGCAUACGUCGUUGCCUCUUUUCGGGUGUCAGACAAUAUGUAAACGAUAGCUAAAGAAUUUAAAACGAAUGUUUUCAGCAAACACUGUAAAUCGUUAUAUCAGGUCAAUAUAAACGUUGAUUCAGAUGUGUUUAAUCAGGGUAAAUGUUUUGCACUUGACAAUCCAAGUUCCUGUGUGUUUAUGGGUGUGUGUGUGUGUGUCUGUGUGUCUGUGUGUGUUUAAUGCUUAUUCGUUAUUAUUUUAUUCAAGGAUAGCCUCUUGAGAUGUACCAUCUAAUUUUCGAGGGGGUCCUUACAAUAAUGACAAAUAAUACAAAGAUAAUAUAUAUAUGUAUUUUAAUUUCUCUACAUUUGCUAGGAAGGACACUCGGUACGGCCUGGAUGAAUGUAUCUUAAUUUAUCUUCGUUGCUUUAGUAGGUUUAAUGUGCUCUGCAUUAAAUGAGACAUGUUAGUUACCGGUACUUCCUCAUUAUUAUUAUUAUUCAACACUCAGUCAGGGCGGGCACUACCAUUACAUGUUAGGGUGUCCCGAGGGGGAAUGUUACAUUGCCGUGGCGGGAUUAUUGGUGAAUACUUAAAAAUGCAGAAUUACAGUGAGGGCCUUGAUCUUGAAUAUAAUGGACGCAUAAUUCUCAUACAUUUAUGUUUAAUGAUCUUUAGUUAAGUAUUUAAAGAUUUCUUUAACUAUUUUUUCAGUCUGUAGGCUUACUUUCCCUUUAUUUGCAUCCCACUUGUUCUUUAAAAAAAGAACUCUUAUU
This is a messenger RNA of Gadus chalcogrammus (walleye pollock), 2328 nucleotides long. RefSeq lists its product as uncharacterized. Bases 177 to 1160 code for a protein of 327 amino acids. The transcript has 2 exons. NCBI's taxonomy places the organism in Eukaryota, Metazoa, Chordata, Actinopteri, Gadiformes, Gadidae. The record is from RefSeq and is a predicted model, not a curated record.